UAAAAUUAUAUAAACCUUAAAAAUUAAUUUAAAAUUACUAACUAAAAAAAUUUAUUAUAUAAAUAAUUAUUAUUAUGGAAUUUAAAAAAUUUGAAUUAAAUCAAAUAGAUUAUAAUCGAAAUUUUCCAAUAACACCGCCAUAUUCUUAUGAUUAUAGUAGUAGUAUUAAUUCGAAUUUAUCAUUUAAUAAUAAAAAAACAUCAGCGACAAUAAUAUCUGAUUUUGAAGAUAAAAUCCCAAUUUCACUAUUUUUACCAGUUGAAGAACAAUAUUUAUGCUUACCAUCACCACCAUUAACACCACCAAAACAAGACGAAAAUAAUUUUAAAAUAGAAUUGGAUAAUAUUGCGGAAGAACAAUUUUAUAAACAGGAUAAUAAUAAUAAUAUCAAGGAAUCUACAGCAAAUAUAAAAUCUAAUUUCAUAUCAGUAUUUUCUGAAGAAAAUCAUAAUUUAUGUAUAAAAAACAAGAUUGAUAAUUUAAAAAAAAAUCAAGAAAAUUUAACAACAGCACCGGUUCGAACUAGAUCAGUUAUAAUGAAAGUUGAUCCAGAUCAAAUAAUUACAGAAAUUAGACCGAAAUCUUUAUUAGAAACAAAUCAAAAUGAUGAUUUUAUUUGUCAUUGGAUUAAUUGUUACAAAAUUUUCGACUCAUUAGAAUCCCUUGCAUUUCAUGUUACACAAGUACAUGCUGUAGUAACUGCUGAAGGACUAUAUUAUUGUAAAUGGGUAGGAUGUACACGUUCUGAUAGGGGUUUUAAUGCUCGAUAUAAAAUGCUUGUUCAUGUUCGAACUCAUACAAAAGAAAAGCCCCAUAAAUGUCAUUUAUGUACAAAGAGUUUUUCUAGAGCUGAAAAUCUUAAAAUACAUUUACGUUCACAUUCAGGUGAAAAACCAUAUAUUUGCCCAUAUGAAGGUUGUAAUAAAGCAUACUCAAAUUCAUCAGAUCGUUUUAAACAUACUAAAACACAUUCUACACAAAAACCGUAUGGCUGUAAAAUUCCAGGAUGUCAAAAAAGGUAUACAGAUCCAUCAUCCUUACGUAAACAUGUAAAAACAUUCAAACAUAAUCAAUUAUCAAUACAAGAAAAUCAAAAUAAGCAAGAAAAUUUGGAAGCUAAAGAAGCUAAUAAAAAUAUAAACCAACAUGAAAUACAUCAAGAAUUUCUAUCUCUUAUAAAUAAAACUGAUAAUUCACCAUCACUUUCAUCUUAUUCUCCACCAACACCAAUAUCACCAAUUAUUGAAAUAGAUAACCGUGAUCGUAACCAAUGUACGCCAAAUAUAUCAAUGCCAGAGUACACAAUAUGUAAAGAACAAAUAAUUGAUGAAUCAAUGUCUUCCUGCCAUUUUGAUGAUGGCUAUUUUGAUACCCAAGCAAAUAAAAAAUACUUUAAAAUUGAUAAUAGUUUAUAUUAUGAUCAACCAUUAGAAUUAACUGGCGGAGUAUCAACAUCUCACGAAUUUACUUCUCAAACAACAUCUUCUUUGCAUUAUUGGAAUACAAAAUUCAAUAAUCAUUAUCAUCAAUAUGAUAGUGAAGUGAUGUUAAGAUCGAAUUUUGAAUAUGAACCUAUUAGUGAGGCAAUGAAUAUAGAUCUUCCAUUAGAUUUAACAAUUCAUCAUCGGUAAUCUUUGUAGUGAAAGCAUACAUGCAUACACAACUACAUGCUACAUACAUAACGUACAUAUAUAUUUUUUUUAAUUUUAAUUUUACAUUU
Molecule: messenger RNA, 1720 nt
Organism: Condylostylus longicornis
Lineage: Eukaryota; Metazoa; Arthropoda; Insecta; Diptera; Dolichopodidae
Product: zinc finger protein GLI2
Exons: 2
Coding region: 75-1631 (518 amino acids)
Biological process (GO): smoothened signaling pathway; regulation of transcription by RNA polymerase II
Cellular component (GO): nucleus
Molecular function (GO): DNA-binding transcription factor activity, RNA polymerase II-specific; RNA polymerase II cis-regulatory region sequence-specific DNA binding
Source: RefSeq, a predicted model, not a curated record